UUUCAAUUUAUUGUGACGGACAGUUUCGGCAAUAGUCGCCCAAUUAUGUUUGAGUGGAGUAAGCGAGAACAGAGAACAGAUGUUACGUGGAUGUUGGAUGCCCUUAAGCGUAUAAUGGGUGAAACGUCGUCAAUACGAACGUUUGUUAUUGCUUGUGCUAGGGUAUUGAAGGUGGCUAUCAAGACUGUCUUCCCAAACGUGGAUGUUGUCCUUUGUGCAUUCCACGUUUGCAGAGCGAUGUGCAAAAGGACAAGGAAUCCAACACCCAAACAGUAUCUGUGCAGAUUAUUUCGAGAAGAAUCAACCAGCAGGUUUUAUGCAUAUAACCGCAUCAUCAACGCUAUCAGUCUGGAUAUGGGGAGGUAUUUAAGUUACAUAUGGAUGAAUUGUAAGCGACUUUGGUCCGCAGCAUUCUACAAUGAUGUCCUGACAUUGGGUAAUAAUGCUAAUAGUCGAGUUGAAAGCCUCCGUAAGCAGAUAAAAAGGAGGCUAAGAAAAUGUGACAAGCUGCAUAUAUCGAUCUGGAAAGCGUAUCAGUGGCAUACUAGAAGAAGCGAAAGGAAGAAAUUGGAAAUGAAAUUGCUGGGUUCUGAAAAAUAAGGGUCUGCUGGACCUAAAAGGCUUCAAGCGAUCCUUGACAAACUGAGUCCAUAUGCAGCAAGAAAGGUUGUGAGGGACUUUAAA
Heterobilharzia americana is the source of this 684-nucleotide messenger RNA. NCBI's taxonomy places the organism in Eukaryota, Metazoa, Platyhelminthes, Trematoda, Strigeidida, Schistosomatidae. The record is from the annotation of a GenBank genome assembly.